Molecule: messenger RNA, 1986 nt
Organism: Fusarium vanettenii 77-13-4
Lineage: Eukaryota; Fungi; Ascomycota; Sordariomycetes; Hypocreales; Nectriaceae
Exons: 8
Coding region: 1-1986 (661 amino acids)
Source: RefSeq, a predicted model, not a curated record
AUGCAGACGUCGGCGUCGUUUCCUUCUGCCCUAGGCAGUCGGAUCUCCAACUUUUUGCGCGGUCAACGACCCGAUACACAUGAUGCUGAAUCCAACAACAACACCAACAUGUUGUCGCAUACUCUGAAGUCCGCCAAGGCUGACCUGCGAAAGCGAUUCACUCUUUCGAAGGAUAAGUCCUGGACGCGUCUCGAUGAGUCAAAGCCUUUGGUCUCUUCCGAAGGAACAAUUUCUUCGAAGUCUACAAAGCGUUCUCUUCUGAACACUAUCUUUGACACCAAGUCUGGACGCAAGCUCCACAAGCGGGCGCGUUCCGAUCCCACUCCCCAGGGUGAUGGCACUGAUCAGCUUCCUGAGCUCGAGCUGGUCCUUCAGCCCUACGAAGACGCCAGAGUCUUCAGUGUUGGUACAAACCAAGCUCUUGAUGCCGUCUACACAGCCACUGUAAGCUCUCGUGAGUAUUACACUUGCACGAGCGGUUCGUAUGACACUUCGUACGAGAUUGACGAGUGGUCGAUCUCUGAUCACGGCACCGUCCUCAUUCGACGCCCAGCGGGCUUUCACCCCACGCGAUCCCCUUCACUCACGAGUUGUGCCACUCACUGUACCAUCUACGAAGAGACCCCUACCCCAGAGACUGAGGCAGAUGAUGCUCACGACAAUGAGCCCACCCACCCUGUCCAGGAAUCGUCUGGCACCCACAACACCAACGUGGGAAUCACUGACAACAACCUUCGGGCGGGUUUCACCCAGCCAGUUUCCAUGGCUCAGAUCAACCGAACGAUGUCGAAGGUCAUCAAUGGCAAGUCCCCCUUUGAUGACAUUCACUUGGGUCACUUGAAGCUAACACUUGACAACAGCAUUGCUGAGCUUCAUGAGAAUGAUCGUGAUGCCAUUGACGGCACUCAUGUUGAUGAUGAUGCCAUGAACCAAUCUCAUGCCGGUGAAGAGCCAUUCCACCAGAGAUCUGCUCAUGAGUCCGAUGACACCGAAAGCAUCGACUCCAUCCAAAACAACCUUGAUCAGUGCAACGUGAUCCUCGCUGCCUACCAAGGCGAAUACAACCAACUCCAGCGUACUCACUCGACGCACACUGAUGAUCUCCCUGACACCAUUCGAGGUACCAAUGAUGCUGAGUCUAACGACGACAAGACCAACGUCAACGAUCCUCGCCCUGAGCUCAAGAACCUCGAGUUCGCUGCGGAGAAGGCGGCUCUUGAGCCGUACGCGCAGGCCUGUAACCACUGGGGAGACCCCAGCAUCAACCCUGAUACUCUGCGACAGGGAUAUGAUCAGCACCUCGAAGCUCUGAAUCGAACCCAAUCUCGCAAGUUCGUCAACAAUUGGGUUCAGGACAACACUGACCGCUUUGCCGGCACGAAGUCCGCGGACGCCCAACUCCCGCCUACCAACCCACCUGAGCAGAACACUACUGACGCUCAGAACAUUGAUCGUGAUCUUGACUCACAGGACGAGCUGGCAGAGGCUAUGUAUCAUCCUCAGGCUCGCCACGUUGCUGGACUUCACCCACACGAGGCCAUUGACGAGCAUCACCGGCUCAAGAGUUCUCUUGGUCACAGAAAUGAUGAGGAGACUAGGCUUGACCGAGACAUAGAUCAAGCACGAGAGCGCAUUGACGCACGCAGCGCCCAACUUGAGCAUUUCUAUGCUCUCAUACGCCAACUCAAUGAGCAGAACGAGGCCAAGGCCGCCCUCCGACGUGAGGCAAUCUACCGCAAAGUCUCGCAAACCCUGAAGACCAUUGGAGCUGAGCUUACCCAAGCUAUGGCUCGCUGCGAGGAGAAGCGCGAGCUCUACCGCGAGCUUCUCUAUCGUGAGAAGGCUCUUGUCGAGGCAGUUCAAGACGAGGCACGACACCUCGGUCUUGGUAACCAUACUCCUAACGAACUCGUGUGGGCAGUUGAGCAACUCGUCGCUGGUGACAGCCUCGAGUAUGUUGAGGAGUCUCUGAACUCUUGUUUCUGA